AUUCUUGGGUGUAUAAUGUGGGUUUCGGUAAUUCAAUUACAAACUCAGGUCCAGCGUUGAUCAAAUUGUGUGUAGUCAGGUAUUACAAUCACAGUAGCCUACUCCUAGUCCCUGUAUUUAUUCUGAAAAAGUCUGCACUUGUUUUGUCUUAAGAGUUAUAAGAGUUAAAACAAAGCUGAAACUUCUUAAAUUGACCUAGGCGUCAUUCCGUAAACCUUUCCGAUUUUCUUCUAGAUCUACCGUACCUCCAGUCCUUGUUUUACUGUAACCGUACCUUGUACCUUUGUUUACACCUGAUUUUACAGAGGGAAUAAAACAAUGUCACGUUUGUUCAAGAAAAUGUUAAACUUAACUAUAAGGAUUGGUGUCUUGGUCUUGCACAAUGUUCUAAGUUUAACUUGAAAAACUGGAUAUCUGUCAAAUUGUUAUUUUGCAACAGUGCACGGCGCGAUCAGAUAGUUAUCUGUUUAUUCACGCAAAGUAUUAGAAUACAGUUCAGCAACCUGGUGUCAGAGCAUUUCGUAUUAUUCUGUACGUAAAUCCGCAUUUAGUAUAUGUUAUACUUCAUAUGGUAUGAAUUAAUUUGUGGAUGCCCAUCACCCAUUUAGUAUGAUUAUUUACAAAUUACAUUUGUAUUAUAUGUUAUGAAUUUGUUAACAUACAAUAUGUUACGAAUUUGCAAAACGUAUAUGUUAUGAAUUCUAGCUAGAUGGCUACCUCACUAUCAUUAUCUAGGCUAGGGAUUAGGGUUAUGGUUAAGUUUAGGAGUUAGGUUAAAGGGUAAAGGUAAGAGUUAGCUAAAAUGGUUAAGGUUAGGGGAAGUGUUAGCUAACAUGCUAAGUAGUUCCAAAGUAGCUAAAAAGUAGUAAGUAGUUGAAAAGUUGUUCGUGAUGAGAUUUGAACUCGCAACUUUUGGGUUGCUAGACAUUCGCGUUAUACCCAUCCACCCUGACCAACUCCCCUCCUUUAGUUUUUGACUUAAGUAACCAUCUGUCUUAUGUAACCAUAGCAAAUGUAAAAUCUUAUUAAAAGGAGUGUCUCGGAUUUCGUUCCAGAAUAAUACGAAAUGCUUUGAGACCAGGUUGAGUUCACACACUCAACCUGCACUCUGCUGGAUUACACAUACCUUUUUGUGGCAGAAACUGUCCCAUAAUAGGCCUAAGGGGGUAGAAUCAGUGGAGGCAACUACUGUCAGUAAGCCUAUAUCACAUCUGGCACAAGGUGUCUAGUAUAGGGCUCCCGAGUGGCACAGUGGUUUAAGGCACUGCAUUUCAGUGCAAGAGGCAUCACUGCUGGUUCGAAUCUAGGCUGUAUCACAUCCAGCCGUGAUUGGUAGUCCCAUAGGGCGGUGUACAAUUAGCCCAGAAUUGGCCGGGGUAGGCUGUCAUUGGAAAUAAUAAUUUGUGCUUAACUGACUUACCUAGUUAAAAAAAUAGAAAACAGUAGUGCCUAGCUCUGUGUAGGGGAUUUCAGUGGUUAGCUUUGGCCACAGCUCUGUGUGAACUGCAAUUACAAUGCUGUGUUUAAACAGUUUUUCGAAAUAUAUGGCCCUUAUCUUUCAUAUCAGCAAGAAAGAAUCUUUCAAAGAAAAAAGCCUGUUACUGUAGCAGAUUUGCACAGAUCCAUACCAUGUGUGUGGUCAUUUCCAUGUAAAAUUUUAUAGGAGCAUAUCAAAUUGGGUGUGAAAUGAAAGCUAUGAGUCUUUAAAAAAAAUUAUAAUGGCAUGUAUACAUUUUUCAACCAUAUUACAUUCAAAAAAUGUGGAAUAAGCAAAGGUUUUGAUUUAUUGUCAGGUGAAAAAGGGGUUUAGAAAAUAUCUACCAGAAAAGGUCUUAAUGUAUUAGACAUACCCAUGCCAAGUUAUCAACACUUACAUUUAGUUCAUGAUGUUUUUUCUGCCUUCUGUAAGUUUAAGAAACAUUGCCUGGUGUCUUGAAAUUCCGUUACAAAAAACCCACCUGUCUUUAAGAUAUUCCUCAUGCGGGAGAAUAAUGAACGUUUACAGAAGUAACAAGUAAAGGUAGACCUAUCAAUUAGUUAGUGUUUUUACAGAUAUUCAUUUUGAUUAGGAAUUAUUACCAAAUUGGUAACAGAUUUGCAAAAAAUCGUUAACGAAGUUCUGCAAUUUAAUUGGCUACAAUAGGAAAUCAAAGUAGUCACAAACCACAAUUGAGUCACUGGCCACUUUCCUCUGAUAACUGUUUUCUUUCUGUCGUCUGGACAAAGCAAGAGUAAAAAUUCUGGACAAAUGAACCCUGGCUUUGAUUUCAACGUCCAGACAUCUGAACCGGCCUUCAUUUGGCACAAACAUUAAUCUUGUACGCAGACACUUCCGGCUUAAUCGGCCAACCAAUCAUCUCCCACAAACCCUUCCCCUUAACCCUCCCAGUACAUUAGCACACCACAAGCACAGAGCCACGCCUUGCACUCGUGUGAUUCACUAAAAUGAAGUGAUGACAAAUACAUUACUCGGUAGGUUUUACUCCCAUAGAAUUCUAUGGUCACUCCCACUAACACCAACUUUCAGUUGUUGAUACCCCAGGCUUAUAUGCGCUGUGCUCAAUAGCCUGGGGACUAGGUUAGCCAAGCAUAGACGUUGAUGAUUGUUUCAAAUUUGGUCCGGUCCGGACGGAAGUUUGGACAGCACAGUAAAGUACAGUAAACAAAAGUAUAGUUCAGUAGAGUAGACUAUAGUUCACUACAGUUAGUUAUUAGGAUCCAAACUAGUCACUGUACAUGCAGCAGCUACUCUUUCUGGGGUCCACAUAAACAUACAAGUGCAUGACAAAGUACAGAACAGUUAUAAACGAGAACAACAUAAGAUAUUACAUGAAAUUCUAUAUAUAAAAUAAGAGUUAUAAGUUGGAAAGACACCAAGCGACAACAAAAAUACAAUUUACACACUAUUCCAAUAUACAUAUACAUAUUCCUAUUCCUAUGUACAGUAUAGUUAAAUUAGAACUGUAGAAAGAGGAUAGGCAUUGUGAUACAUUGUUUUCAUUAAUCUGUUUUCUAAAGCGAAACUUGCUUUUUGCCUGACUAACCUCUGGUGGCAGAGCAUUACAUAACUGAGGGACGCAUGAGUUCUGUUUUUGUUUUGGGUAUGGUGAAGAAACCCAUAGUGGCGUGUCUGGUGGGGUAUGUACAGUACCAGUCAAAAGUUUGGACGCACCUACCAAUUCAAUGUUUUUUCUUUAAAAAAAACUAUUUUCUACAUUGUAGAAUAAAUAGUGAAGACACAAACUAUGAAAUAACACAUGUAGUAACCAAAACAGUGUUAAACAAAUCAAAAUAUAUUUUAUAUUCUUCAAAGUAGCUACGCUUUGCACACUCUUGGCAUUCUCUCAACUAGCUUCACCUGGAAUGCUUUUCCAACAGUCUUGAAAGAGUUCCCACAUAUGCUGAGCACUUGUUGGCUGUUUUUCCUCACGCUGCUGUCCAAACCAUCUCAAUUGGGUUGAGGCCAGGUCAUCUGAUGAAGCACUCCAUCACUCGCUUUCUUGAUCAAAUAGCCCUUACACAGCCGACAGGUGUGUUGGGUCAUUGUCCUGUUGAAAAACAAAUUAUAGUCCCACUAAGCCCAAACCAGAUGGGAUGGCGAAUCGCUGCAGAAUGCUGUGGUAGCCAUGCUGGUUAAGUGUGCCUUGAAUUCUAAAUACGUCACAGACGGUGUCACCAGCAAAGCACCAUCACACCUCCUCCAUGCUUCACGGUGGAAACCACACAUGCAGAGGUCAUCCGUUCACCUACUCUGUGUCUUUGCAGCAAUUUGAGGCCUGAUUCACACAGUCUCCUCUGAACAGUUGAUGUUGAGAUGCGUCUGUUACUUUAUUUGGGCUGCAAUUUACGAGGCUGUUAACUCUAAUGAACUUAUCCUCUGUAGCAGAGGUAACUCUGGGUCUUCCUUUCCUGUGGCGGCCCUCAUGAGAGCCAGUUUCAUCAUAGCGCUUGAUGGUUUAUGCGACUGCACUUGAAGAAACUUUCAAAGUUCUUGACAUUUUCUGGAUUGACUUACAUUCAUGUAUUAAAGUAAUGAUGGACUGUUACUCUUUGCUUAUUUGAGCUGUUCUUGCCAUAAUAUGGACUUUGUACCAAAUAGGGCUAUUUGUCACAACACAACUGAUUGGCUCAAACGUAUUAAGGAAGGAAAUUCCACAAAUUAACUUUUAACAAAGCACACCUGUUAAUUGAAAUGCAUUCCAGGUGACUACCUCACGAAGCUGGUUGGGAGAAUACCAAAAGUGUGCAAAGCUGUCAUCAAGGCAAAGGGUGGCUACUUUGAAGAAUCUCAAAUAUAAAAUAUGUUUAGAUUUGUUUAACACUUUUUUGGUUACUACAUGAUUCCAUGUGUUCUUUCAUAUAUUUGAUGUCUUCACUAUUAUUCUACAAUGUAGAAAAUAGUACAAAUAAAGAAAAAUCUUUGAGUAGGUGUACUUUUGACUGGUACUGUGUGUGUCUGUUUUGAAGUGUAUGCAAAUGGAUUAUUCAAGUCGUUUGGCAUUUUCAACAUGUUUCUUAAAAAGACUAGAAGAGAAGUAGUACAUUUCUCCUCAAACCUCAACCAUGAAAGACUCAUGCAUGUUGUUGAUGUUAGUUCUUUGUGAAAGCUUGGCCCCAGUGAUGUACUGGGCUGUACGCACUACCCUCUGUAGCGCCUUACGGUCAGAUGCCGAGCAGUUACCAUACCAGGCUGUGAUGCAACCGGUCAGGAUGCUCUCGAUGGUGCAGCUGUGUAACGUUUUGAGGAUCUGGGGACCCAGAAUGUUUUCAGUCUCCUGAGGUGGAAAAUGUUUUGUUCUUCACGACUGUCUUGGUGUGUUUGGACCAUGAUAGUUCGCUGGUGAUGUGGACACCAAGGAACUUGAAGCUCUCAACCUGCUCCACUACAUCCCCGUUGAUGUUAAUGGGGGCCUGUUCAGCCCGCCUGUUCCUGUAGUCCACGAUCAGCUCCUUUGUCUUGAUCACGUUGAGGCAGAGGUUGUUGUCCUGGCACUACACUGCCAGUUCACUGACCUCCUUAUAGGCUGUCUCAUCGUUAUCGGUGACACUGUUGUGUCGUCAGCAAACUUAAUGGUGUUGGGGUCGUUUGGCCAUGCAGUCGUGGGUGAACAGGGAGUACAGGAGGAGACUAAGUACACAACCCUGAGGGGCCCCAGUGUUGAAAUUCAGCGUGGCCGAUGUGUUGUUGCCUACCCUUACCACCUGGGGGUGGCCCGUCAGGAAGUUCAGGAUCCAGUUGCAGAGGAAGGUGUUUAAUAGCUUUAGCUUAGGGAUGAGCUUCGUGGGCACUAUGGUGUUGAACGCUGGGCAGUAGUCAAUGAACAGCGGGUGUUCCUUUUGUCCAGGUGGCAAAGGGCAGUGUGGAGUGUGAUUGCGUCAUCUGUGGAUCUGUUGGGGUGGUAUGCGAAUUGGAGUGGGUCUAGGGUAUUGUCGAGGUAGGUUCCUUGUCAAUCAUUGGCUUAUUGGUGAAAUCAGCAGUCAGACAAUAUCAUCUUUAAGUAAAUCAAUCAAACCUUUAUUAAUGCAAUUGCAGACAGAAGUGACGAUGGAAACACAGCACGUAUGUUUCACAAUAGGUUUCCAAGACCGUACCGCAAGCGAUCCAUGUUAACGUUUAGAGCAAGCAUCGGGGCUCUCAACAAAAGUCACCCAAGAUACCUUCAUCAAAAGGCGCUCAAGCCGCCAUGGAGAGCAGUGGCAGGGGAAACGCGUGCGACUACAGCCACAACGUCACCUUCUUCUACGAUUUCGUAGGUAAGGAGAUCAGCAGACACUGGCGUGUCAGGGACUGUGUGGUAGUGGUCCUGGGCCUGACCAUCUGCCUCAUUAUGAUCCUGUCCAACAUAAUGGUGAUGGCGGCCAUCUUGAUCAACCGACGCUUCCACUUCCCCAUCUACUUCCUGCUAGCCAACAUGGCCGCUGCGGACCUGUUCGCCGGCUUGGCCUACACCAACCUCGUGCUCAACACAGGACCCUGGACAAUCAGGCUGUCCAAGCAGCAAUGGUUCAUUAGGAAUGCUCUGGUGGACAUGAGCCUGACGGCGUCUGUGGCCAACCUGCUGGCUGUGGCGGUGGAGCGUCACCAGACCAUAAUUACCAUGCAGCUGCACAGCAAGAUGACCAAACGGCGGGUAGUGCUGCUGAUCGUGUGUAUCUGGGCAGUGUCUAUCAUCAUGGGGCUGGUCCCUUCCAUGGGGUGGAACUGUGAGUGCCAGCUUAGCGACUGCUCCGUCAUCGCCCCGCUCUACAGCCGCAGGUAUAUGAUCUUCUGGGCGUCUCUCAACCUGCUCACCUUUUCUGUCAUGGUGGCUGUGUACGCACGCAUCUAUGUCUACGUGAGACGUAAGGGUAACCGGAUGUCUCAGCACAGCUCCCACCAUCUGAGGCACAACGAGACUGUCUUUAACCUCAUGAAGACUAUCUCUAUUGUACUGGGCGUGUUUGUCAUCUGUUGGACACCGGGCCUGAUGACUCUGUUGCUAGAUGGGAUCAUGGGUAAAGACAGCCAUGCCUUGACCUAUGAGAAGUACUGUCUGAUCCUGGCUGAGUGUAACUCCCUGGUUAACCCUAUUAUCUACUCCUUCCGGGACGAGGAGAUGAGAAGGACCUUUAAGUGUAUCCUGUGCUGCCUGUGUAGGAGGAGCUCUGAACACCAGGGGGAGCAGUCCCCUGUGGAGUUCAACACACUGCAACCAGAGGUAGAUAAUGGUUGUGAAGUAAAAUCAGAGAAAGCCAACUUUACUGCCCUCCAACUGAUAAAGACAGAGUGGUGACAAGCCUCUUCACCCUGACAGCUGGAUUCAAUCAUAUUGACACCAUGGACAUUAAGAUCUACAGCCACUCGUGAAUUUAGGCCUCUAUUCAAUCUGUCGCUGAAGCGUUACAAAUUGCAAGGUGAUUUCCGAUUGACAAUAUGCAGCGUUAACUGUGAAUGCGUCUCUGCUAAUGCUGGAACCUUGCGUUUAAAUUUAAAUCACUGUUACGCUGAACUUCCGUGAUACAGAUUGAAUAAAGCUGUUAGUGGGGUUGAAACAGGAGGACAAUGGACAAGCACUGGACAAUAUGGUUAUUUAAAACGCCAUACUCUCAUGUGUACAUUUUGGGAUGCUUGUUUGUACAGUAUGUUUUGUUUAUAUAGAUGCGUUACACUAAUACUGAGAUAUUCAGAAACAGCCAAACUGUCUAGGGAAAGACUACCUCCAUGUGCCACAGUUCAAUUAUGUGAUACAUAACGAGCCAUGAGAUGCUUUAAAAUACCAGCAUGGGGAUAUAGGGAAGCCUGGAAUUUAACCUGAAAAUCACCCUUUCACUAUUUACUAGAAAUGAAACUGCAUGACAUUCGAUCAUGCAUACAUUUUGCGUACGGGUGGUCCUGUGAAUAGAACCCACAACCCUGGCAUUGCAAGCUCCAUGCACUAUAUACGUUACCAACUUAGCUACAGAGGCGGGUUUCAAUUAUGAAAAACGGAGUUUGAAUGUAUUUGGCUAAGGUUUAUGUAAACUUCAACUGUGUAAAACCAUCAAAGGGUGUCAUUUUUGUUUAAAAUGUCACAAGAGCAUAGAUAUGACUAAUCAUAAAAAUAAAAACCAACCCCAAAUAAUGAAAAGCACAAUUAUUUUAUUCAUUUUUUUUUCUUCUAAUAAGGAACACUACAACUUGUCAUUCUUUUUACUCGUUCUAGAACAAUUCUAAAGUUGAGGUAUAAAAUAAGUUCGUACAGACUCGCAGGUCUUGAAACAGUGGGGUAUUAUAUACAAGAGACAGAGGUAGAGACGAGAGGGGGUAUUUAAAAUACAAGGGGACGAAGAAGAGGGAGCAAUAUACAAAGAUACUAACAAAACAAAGUGACACAUUAAAAGGGUUUAAUGUAUCGUUUGAUUUGGUGCUGUGGAAUUCUACGGUCGCAGAUAGAAUAUUCUGUGGUAGAAUCCUACAGUAGGUGACUCACUAUUGGCUCAACCUGUAUAGGAAUAGCUCCAUUUUUACGUUUAACUGUAUCGUUAGUAUAAAAUACUUGGAGAAAAAAAAGGGUCAAUCCAGACAAAAUGGCCGAAGUUAAAUGGACAAGGGACUUCUAAAAAAUGUGAGAGAGACUUUGUUCCCCAGUUGAGGUAAGGGCCGAUUAAAUGCAUUCACGGUAUAUGCCAGCAAUGGCGCGGGCAUUAAUUCAGCGGUUAUUGCUAAAAUGCGGUUUCACAGAAGUUCCAAUUGGAAUUCACACAGUACCAAACAAAACUACAAUACCCAUAACCCCAAUUAACAAAAAAGACCAAGUUAAAAUAGGCAAAUAAUCAUUCAAAAAAUAAUAGUUAACUUGACCCCAACCUCAGGAGAACAUUAAAGACCAAACAAUCAGGCAACUCACCCAAAAAUAAAGCAGAGGGUUUAUAAAAAGAGAAACGAACAUUCCACAAUCUGUACAGUGACAUCCAUUUACGACUGGUAGAAAAAGACAAGACUAAUUUGGUGUAGUAGUGGUAAGAUAUAAUAAGCUAUAUGAAAUGUUUAUAAUAACAGUAAACAAGGACACUAAUUUGGGUAAUACAAUAUAAGAGGUCUCUGUAACGAUGUAUGUAUAUCUGUUUAAUAUAUAGUUUGUCCUUUAUCAAAAUGCCCGGUACUCUUAACAGUUGAUGUAUGAUUGUAAA
Molecule: messenger RNA, 8649 nt
Organism: Oncorhynchus keta (chum salmon)
Lineage: Eukaryota; Metazoa; Chordata; Actinopteri; Salmoniformes; Salmonidae
Gene: lpar2a
Product: lysophosphatidic acid receptor 2a
Exons: 8
Coding region: 5685-6773 (362 amino acids)
Biological process (GO): G protein-coupled receptor signaling pathway
Cellular component (GO): membrane
Molecular function (GO): lysophosphatidic acid receptor activity
Source: RefSeq, a predicted model, not a curated record